This is a messenger RNA of Neoarthrinium moseri, 1491 nucleotides long. RefSeq lists its product as uncharacterized. The coding region runs from base 1 to 1491 and encodes 496 amino acids. The transcript has a single exon. The record is from RefSeq and is a predicted model, not a curated record. Gene Ontology annotation, cellular component: membrane. NCBI's taxonomy places the organism in Eukaryota, Fungi, Ascomycota, Sordariomycetes, Amphisphaeriales, Apiosporaceae.
AUGUCGGAUCUUGAUGCAUCUCAGGCUCCCCAACCCAAAAGAAGUCGAUCUGUGUCUGAACAUGCUGUGUUGAAUACAUACCCUCAAGUCCUCGAUAGCACAGACAAAGGUGCGAAGGCAGGCUCGGCUGAGCCUGGCCUGCUAGAUCCCUCUACCAUCAGACGGUUCUCGAUGAGCCCCUUCUCCGAAGAUGGACGGCUUGCAUCAUCCACUUCACUCAGGGGCUCAUACCUAGCGCCGCCACGGUCCUCAGCUCUACGAGAGGGCUUCAGCGUCAAGCCGUUCUGCCAGUCGAUGUGGCAGAGGAACGGGGGCCCCAUCCUCAUCAUUCUGGCCCAGUUCUUCGGCGCCCUUAUGAACCUUUCGGCCCGGUUCCUCGAGGUUGAGGACGGCUUACAUCCGAUGCAGAUCCUCGGCGCACGCAUGACGGCCACGAUCAUGUGCUGUUUCGCGUAUAUGUGGUUCAGGGAUGUUCCAUCGGCGCCGUGGGGGCCUCCUGAGAUUCGAUGGUUGCUCAUGCUUCGGGCCAUGGCCGGAUUUGUCGGUCUCUAUGGCAUGUGGUCCUCCAUCGUCUACCUGCCUCUCGCCGAGGCCACAGUCAUCUCGUUCCUGGCUCCCAACGUCGCCGGCUACUUGUGCCGUAUCCUGUUGAAGGAGCCGUUCACUCGCAAGGAACAAAUUGCGAGUUACAUCGCCCUCGGUGGCGUUAUACUGAUCACACGGCCUGUCUCCCUCUUCACAUCUGCACCCGAUGCCCCCAGCACAGGGAUCGAGACGGCGGCGAACGGCACCGCGAGCACCACGGCCGGGACCGGCAUGGACUACGUGCCGACGACGGCGCAGCGCCUCAGCGGCAUCGGCAUGGGGCUGCUCGGCGUGGUGGGCGCGGCCAUCACCAUCACGGUGCUGCGGACGAUCGGGCCGCGCGCGCACCCGCUCAUCAGCGUCAACUACUUCAGCACCUUCUGCAGCGGCGUGUCGCUGCUGGCCAUGGCGCUGGGCCCGCCGCUCGACUACGACCAGCCGCGCCUGCAGUUCGCGCUGCCCGCGUCGCCACGCCAGUGCCUCCUGCUCGCCGCCGUCGGCGUCUGCGGCUUCGCCACUCAGUUCCUGCUGACCGCGGGCCUCGCCCGCGAGCGCAGCAACCGCGCCACCGGCAUGAUCUACACGGCCGUCCUCUUCGCCGCGGCCUUUGACCGCCUCGUCUUCGGCCAGUCCAUGGGCUGGCUCAGCGUCGCCGGCUGCGGCCUCGUGGUCGGCAGUGCGCUCUGGGUCGCCCUUGUCAAGGGGACUCCCGCCGAGGAGGAGGCCAGGAAGAGCGGCGGCGCUGCUGGUGUCGCGGAUCUUGAAGCCAGGGGGGCUGCAGGGGUUGUGGGUAAUGCUGGGGGUGAGGAUAUACCCAUGUUGGCGGACGUAGAUGGCAGUACAGAUGGAGAGUCGCAGGGAGAUGAUGUGCUUGAGAUGGAUGGGAUAGACUCGUGGAGGGAUUAA